Messenger RNA from Caenorhabditis briggsae, 2850 nucleotides. The transcript is spliced from 10 exons. The coding region runs from base 1 to 2850 and encodes 949 amino acids. The record is from RefSeq and is a predicted model, not a curated record. NCBI's taxonomy places the organism in Eukaryota, Metazoa, Nematoda, Chromadorea, Rhabditida, Rhabditidae.
AUGAGGGUGUUGUUGUACACCCUCGCGGUGGUCGCCUCGUCGUCUGCACAAUUUUUCAUGUCUGGAAAUAAUCGAGAGAGUUAUAACGAUCAGUUUGGAGUCAAGGAUGCCAUUAGUUCAUGGAGUGAUGCAUUGAGGAAGAUUGCGCUCAGGAAUAAUCCUAAAUUCUACGCACCAAGCAACGUGAAACAAUUCACCAUCGAACCACCUGCAUUCAAACCAGAAGAUCUCGAUCUGAACAAGCUGAAACGUGGAAAAGGAGACUCUAUCAUUAACGAGAAAAUGUUGACGUUGCUCCUGCCGCGUAUGAAGGGGCAGAACCCAUUUACCACGACCACCACUUCCACGACACCAAAGCCAACGACAACUACCAAGACAACUACAACCACCACCACGACUACAACUACAACUACAACUACUCCCGCACCAACAGCUACAACCACUAAGCCUACAACUACCCCAACUACCACAGAAGCCACAACGACAACCGAAGAACUACCAAAACAACAACUUGCCGGACGAUUGGUUCAGCCGGAUAUGGAUAGUGGCGAGCCAGAGUCGGCGGAAGAUGGUAUCGAGAAGAAAAAGGAAAGUCGAGUGGAAUUUACGACCGAUGACAACAAUGUUAGCCAGGAGGAGGAUGCUAAACCAGAUAAGAAGGAAGAGAAAGAAAAGGAAGAAGAGGCAACUACUGAAGCCUCUACUGAAGCCACUACUACAGAAAAAUCCAGCACAGCUAAACCUACAACCAAAGCUACUUCCAAAGCUCCUUCUAAUUCAAAAGACACCAAGUUAUCUGUAAAAAUUAGAAGUGAGGAUGAGAAGAAGGAGCAGGACAAACUGUCCGAUGAUGACAAGCCAGAGUACAUGAAAAAGUUGGAAGAGAUUUAUGCUAAAGAGGAGGAGCUUGUGGAGAAGGAGUUGGCGGAUAUGUCUGUGGCUGAGAUUUUCAAGAAAGAAGUCACCACCACAACGACCACUACGAAAAAGCCAACUACAAAGAAGGCUACAACGAAAACUACCAAAGCUACAACCACCACUGAAGCCACAACUACCACUGAAGCUACUACAACCACGACCACGAUUACUACCGAGGCACCAACAACUACAACAAUCACAACGACCACAACGACUACAGAACCAACCACAACCACCACAGAACCAACAACGACUACCAAGGAUCCACUAGCUGAGAAUGAAGAACUUGCUAAACAAGCUGUCGAGGUUCUCAAAUCGCUUGAUGAAGAGGAAAAAGCCGACGAGGAGAAGAAUGUGGAAGUCCAAAAGCGCAAAGACGAACGAGACGCCGCGAGAAAAAGAAUCAACAACUUUUUGAAAAUGAUGCAGAAAGCUAGGGAAAACAAAAACAAGCCGCAUAAGGAGACGACAACAGAGGUGCCAAAGACGACUAAACCUGAGACAACGACGGCUACAACCGAAGCUGUGACUUCUGAAGCCACCCCAGAAGCCACUACAACUACCACUGAGGCUACGACGAGUACAAAGCCACCAUCGAACAUUCCAGAAGCGGAAGAGGAGAUUGAAGAAGAAGAAGCAACGUCUACUACUACAGCUGGAGAUGGAGAGACCACCACUUCAGAUAUUCCAGAAUAUAUAAAACAGAGAAAUGCGCUAGUUGGAAUCAAAACUCUGUCGCCAGCCGAGCUCGAAGCUGCUAUCAAUGCCAAGCCAAUAACAUCAUCUGCUGAACAAAAGGAUUCAACCAGCGAACCGUCGAGCUUCAUCACAGGCGCUCCAUCCGCCGCUUCUGCUGCAGCUGCCGUCGCCCUCCCAGAACCAGCUGCUCCACCACAGAUUGCUCUUCCACAACUAACCGCUCCUCAACUCUCUCAACUCAUGAGGCCAGUUGCUGGAAUUAUGGAGGACAUCCGUCCAAUUCUCGGUUCCAUUCUUCAAGGAUCAUCUGCUUCAAGAGCUAGAGCCGCUUCUGUCAGAACCUACGAGAGAGCCAGAACUCCAAACAUUCGAGAUAUCAUGGCUGAUGGAUACUCUGAGAACUCAUUAGUAGGAUUCGGCUCACAGCUGGCUAGAGAGAUUUUGAAUCCGGGUAUUUUGAAAAGAGAUAAGCAGUCAAGAGAAAAAGCGAUGGCCGCUAAAAUUGAAGAAGCAAAAAUCAGAAACAAUGCUGCAGCGGAGGCAAUGGCCACUGGAGCACCGCUAGACCUCUCUGCCUAUCAGAACUAUGCUCAACAACAGAAACCAGUGGCAACAAAUGGAAACCUUCCAUACUUCAUUCCCCCACCAAAAGGAUACGUCGGACCACUACCACCAGCACCACCACCACCAACCUUCCGUGUUGCCCCACAAGCUCCAGUACCACUUCCAGUAGUAGAGACACCUCAGCCAGUGACCCUUCCACCAACGACUCUUCCAGUGAUCACCACUAAGAAAACUCCAAGAACCAAAGAUGAGGGCUAUGAGCAAGGACGUGAUGAUGUUCAUGCUACAUUUAAUGGAGAUUCCGGAGUGAUGAUGGGUGGUAGACACAGUAUGCCUACCCCUGACUUUAUGAACAUGCCAAGUGAAUCAUUCGGUCUAGCUCCGGCUCCAGCUCCGCCAUCACCAGCAACCACAGCUAGCACUUCAGCUCCCACAGCUGCCGCUGAAACACCACCAGCACCCGGAGCACCAGCUCCAUCCCCAUUUGGAGGCGGAGGCUUUGGAGGAGGUAGCGGGUUUGGAGGAGGAGUGGUGGAGGCUUCGGAGGUGGAUCCGGACCAUCAGUUCCGUUUGAUGAGGUUGAGAAGAAUACAAAGACAGAUUACUCGUUCUUCACAUCGAAUAGAAAGAAGAUGUAAAUGUGAUAACUUGAAUAUUGAGGUGUCAUAG